Messenger RNA from Xenopus laevis (African clawed frog), 8900 nucleotides. It is a transcript of the gene adgrg6.L, whose product is annotated as adhesion G-protein coupled receptor G6. The transcript is spliced from 35 exons. The record is from RefSeq and is a predicted model, not a curated record. The coding region runs from base 769 to 6912 and encodes 2047 amino acids. Lineage: Eukaryota; Metazoa; Chordata; Amphibia; Anura; Pipidae.
AGAGGCACAAGGCAGUGGUGACAAGGCAGGACACAAUCCCAGCUGUCUGUAAGUAGUGAGAGGAACUCAGGGUUCAGAACAUAUUGUGCUUUUUUGGGAAGUUAGUAGUGAGACUGGUGUGAAUGGAAAGGGCAGGUAAAUAAGCUGAAGGACACUGAGAUUAGAUGGCAGAAAGUUAAUUUAAAAUCACAAGUGAAAGGUAAAGAGUCUCAGGGACGAGGGAAAGUUGCCGCUGUCAAUCACAGGCUGCUCAGCGCUGCGCUGGAAGGAACCUGAUUCACUAAAGAUAAUACAAGUGUGUGAGAGUCAGAGGAGGGUCUGAUUGGUUCAGGGCAGGGCAUUACCAUUGCCGGGACACAGAGGUAGAGUCGCUGUAACAGGGAGCGGACGCGAAUGAAGUGUCUCUCAGCAGCUCCCUGAGGCUCAGCCCAUGAGCGGAGCAGGUUAUUCGCUGUCGCAACAUGAGUCACAUGUGAAUGUGAAGUGCAACUUGGAACAAGGAGUGACUGCUGUUUCCUCCUGAGGCGCACACUUGCCUCGGACACUGCUAAAGCGAGGCCAUUACCUGGCGCCGGAGAGAGAGAGAGAACGGGCGCGGUACCUGCUGUUCUGUGGGGAAACGACUGUCCCGGGGAUCUAUUUCUACAACCGGGCACGCGGGCGGCUGGAUACAUUGACCAACUUGCUACAGCGGAUUAAAGCGCAAGCUGUGGGGAGAGAAUGUGCCCAGUGUUACGGAGUGAAUGAAGCGCUCGCUGGAAUGACAACAUGAUAUUCCAGAUAAGUGGAUUGUGGUGCAGUCAUUGGAAAUGGAAAAUGCAAUACAUUCUACUCUCCUUCGUGGUGUACAUUGCUUAUGUCCAGCAUAGUGUUUCAUGUUGCACUGUCUGCAAGUUAACCUUGACAGCAACUACUGGAAAUGUCACUUCACCUUGCUAUUCUCAAUUGUACCCCAACAACCAGGACUGCAAGUGGAUCUUGCAGGCUCCAAGGGGAUUUAUCAUUCAACUCACAUUUGUUGAUUUUGAUGUUGAGGAAGCUCAGAACUGCGUGUAUGACUACGUUUCUAUAAGCAAUGGAGAAACAACGACCAAAUAUUGUGGUGUAACAGCAAGAGGCCUUACAUAUAACUCCACUGGGAAUAUGAUGAACAUAUCGUUUUUCAGUGACUUUAGUAUCCAAAGGAAAGGCUUCAAUGCAACCUAUAAGCAUGUUCCUGUAAGCUUGAGAAAUCUAAAAGUUACUAUACCGCAAAAACAAAGUCUGGGUAUUGUGUCUGUCACAAGCACAGUUCUUGUACCAGCACUAAGCCAGUUUACGGUAUGCUUUGAGGCAACACGAUUCAGGAGCAGCCCAGCAGAAUGGAAAGCAUUGACAUACUGGAAUUCUUUAACAGAACUUCUCAGUUUUGGAAAGACUGCAAGUGGCCAUUUUGUGUAUAUCUCUGGCAUACAGUGCCCUCUCAACCUUACUUUGUCUUCAUCAACUGCAACCGGGGAGUUUUUCACGGAAACAUUGCAAGAGGUCUGCAUAACUUGGGACAGCCGGUCAGGACUUGUUGGCGUGAAGACCCUAAAUACCUUUCAGACUUCAACUUGUUUAGAUACAAAGAACAUACACAUUCCUGGUAAUGGAAGCCUAAUGUUAGGCUGUUAUGAUAAUAAAACAUCUAGCCUGCAAGGGGAUAUUUACAAUUUCCGCCUUUGGGACACGGCCUUCGAUUCAGUGGCUCUGUCAAACCUAAGCUGUGAUCAGAAAGGAAAUAUUGUCACCUGGGAAAACGAUUUUUGGUCAAUCCCAUCUUGGGCAAGAAAAGCUGGAACUGAUCUCAGUUGUGGUACCACCUUGUCAAGUACACCUUCUACUGUAACAACCACCUGUAAGAAUCUUGGAGGCGUAUGUCAAGCAACUGCUGCUCAGUCAGCUACUAAACAAAAACCAGCAACUACUGCCACAACUACUGCCACAACUGCACCAGCAACUACCAUAUCAUCUACUGUACCAUUUACUGUAUCAUCUACUGUACCAUCCAAUGUAUCGUCUACUAUAGCAUCUCCUGUAACAUCCAUCAUAUCAUCUUCUGUAGCAUCUACAGUAGUAUCUACCAUAUCAACUAAUGCACCAUCCGCCAUGUCAUCUAGUGUAUCAUCCAGUGUAUCAUCUGCUAUCGCAUCUUCUCUAUUAUCCACUGUGUCAUCUACCAUACCAUCUACUUCAUCAUCUGCUAAGACAUCUAACAAGUCUUCUAGUGCACGAUCUUCAGUAUCAUUUAAUAAAUUAUCUAAUGGCAAUAGCCAUUCAUCUAGUGAACGAUCUUUGGUAUCAUCUAAUGUAUCAUCUAAUGGACCAUCUAACAAAUCACCUACUGAACGAUCUACUAUAGCAUCUCCUCUACUAUCCAAUGUAUCAUCUACCAUAUCAUCUUCUUCAUCAUCUAAAAAAAUGUCUAGCAAGUCAUCUAGUGAGCGAUCUGUGGUAUCAUCUAAUGUAGCAUCUAAUCGACCAUCUACCAAAUCACCUACUGAACGAUCUACUAUAGCAUCUCCUCUACUAUCCAAUGUAUCAUCUACCAUAUCAUCUUCUUCAUCAUCUAAAAAAAUGUCUAGCAAGUCAUCUAGUGAGCGAUCUGUGGUAUCAUCUAAUGUAGCAUCUAAUCGACCAUCUACCAAAUCACCUACUGAACCAUCUACUAAAGCAUCUACUCUACUAUCCAAUGUAUCAUCUACCAUAUCAUCUACGUCAUCAUCUAAUAAAACUUCUAGCAAUUCAUCUAGGGAACAAUCUUUUGUAUCAUUGAAUGUAGCAUCUAAUGGACCAUCAACCAAAUCACCUACUGCACCAUCUACAAUAGCAUCUCCGCUACUAUCCAAUGUAUCAUCUACCAUAUCAUCUACUUUAUCCUCUAAUAAAAUGUCUAGCAAGUUAUCUAGUGAACGAUCUUUGGUAUCAUCUAAUGUAGCAUCUAAUGGACCAUCUACCAAAUCACCUACUGCACCAUCUACUAUAACAUCUCUUCUACUAACUUCUGUAUCAUCUACCAUAUCAUCUACGUCAUCAUCUAAUAAACUGCCUAGCAAGUCAUCUAGUGCACAACCUACUGCAUCAUCUAAUUUAGCAUAUAAUGGACCAUUUAUCAAAUCAACAUCUGCACUAUCCAAUGAGGCAUCCAGAAAUUCAUCUAAUGUACAAAGCACUGUAUCCUCUACCAUACUAUCUAUUGAACCAUCCCUUUUGAAAUCCACCAUACCAUCCAUGUUGUCAUCUACUAUACCAUCCUCUGUAUCAUCUCCCGCGUUAUCAAAAUCCACUGAAGAAUCUAACAUGUCAUCUAGUAUACGAUCCACUCUACUAUCUACUAUGUCCACUAAAUCUUCCACCACUUCAUCUACUGUACCAUCUGUUUUGUCAUAUGCCGUACCAGUGACAGUGUCAUCUAUCAUGUCAUCUACUGUGCCAUUGACUUUAUCACCUACUAUGUCAUCUCCUGUGACUUCCUCUGAAACUACUGUAAAAUCCAUGUUGUCAUCUACUGUACCAUCUCCAGUGUCAUCAACUGUACAUUCAUCGUUGCCAUCGCCUGUAACAAGGACUGAACCAUCUAUCAUAUCAUCCAAUUUGUCAUCAGCUGUACCAUACACUUCUGUAACAUCCACUGGUUCUGCUUUAUCAUUUACUGCCACCACUACAUCAACCACUGCCAUAACUACCUCUGCCACACUGGCCACCAUAAGCACUGCUUUGCCAUCAUCCUUAAACAGCAUUACUACUUCUGCUUCUAGUGUAACAAAUGCUACUCUGAGUACUGCCUCACCAUUUCCCUUGAGCCCUACUAACUCAUUUGAUAGGACCACAAACUAUAGCACAAAUUCUGCUACUCUGAGUACUGAUUCACCAUCUCCCUUGAGCCCUACUAACUCAUCUGAUAGGACCACAAACUAUAGCACAAAUUCUGCAACUUACAGUACUGUCUCAACAACUACCUUCAACACUAGUAAUUUGAAUGACACAACUUAUAGCUCAAGUUCUGCUACUGUAACUUCCGAUUUUUCAUCUACUUUGAACAAUAUGAUUAAUACUACCACAAGCAAUGCUACUCUGAGUACUGCUUCACCAUCUCCAUUGAGCCCUACUAACUCAUUUGAUAGGACCACAAACUAUAGCACAAAUUCUGCUACUGUAACUUCUGAUUUUUCAUCUACUUUGAACAAUAUGAUUAAUGCUACCACCAGCAAUGCAGCUACAUCCUCACCAUCUACCAUGAUAACUAUUAACAUGAAUGAUACUAACCACAUCAAUAACUCUCAGCCUGGUGGAACAUUUUACAGGAUCUCCAUAACUGUUGUCAACUACAAUCUUGAUAAUGAAUCAGAAGUGCAGCGUACAGUAUCAGACUGGUUGAAGCAAUCGUUGCAGAACUGGAGUUACGCUGUCUUUCUAUUAAACAUGAGCAUUCAUCAGACCAACUCAGAAUUUGUCAGAGAUGCUCGGAGCCUUCUCACAAAAAGUAUGCAGCACAACCAUAAAAGACGUGCCAGGGAUAUCAGCAAUAAAAGCUUUGAUGUUUGGGCUCUUUUGGUGUAUAACAACAGCAAUAAUGUUGUCUUGGAAACAAAAACUAUUUAUGACAAAUUGUUACAAAAUAAUGACAGCAUUGGGGAUGGAUUGAGUCUUCAUGCAGUUAAUGUCUAUUCAGUUGAACCAUGUAUGGCCGAAGAAUACCCAUCUUCAUACUUUUGGCCAAAUACAAGGCCGACUGUGAUUGAAAUAAUCCCCUGCCCAAAGAGCAGUGUGUUUAAUGCAUCUAGGAAAUGCUCAGUUGGCUUACACAAUUAUAGCUCCUAUUGGGAAACUCCAAAUACAGAUAAUUGCACGGAUCUCACCGUGACAGAAGAUGCAGAAAAUGCGGCAAAUGAACUGCUGAAUAUGACUGGAAAUGGCCAGGUCCUGACUUCAGAGAAAGUUAAUCAAGUUGUUCAAAAACUAAAACAAAUAGUCAAUGAUGCCAAUAUCAGUGCCAGUCUUGGCUCAACUGUAGUAAAUGUUUUUUCUAAUCUCCUAAGCAGUCCAGAUGACUUACUGGCUAAAUCCUCUUCUGACGCCCUCAAAACAAUCGAAACCUUGGCAUUAAAGGUCCAAUUCACAGGACCAUCUGUCAGUAUUUUAUCACCAAACUUGGCUUUAGGAGUGUCAAGAGUGAAUUCUACCUUAUACACUGGUUCAUCUUUUAGCGUUGGAUCAAAUACCAGCAGUUCGGGGUUUGAGGUUAACAUGGAGAAAUCCCAAAACAGUUCAUUGGCUUCUGUUGUUUUACCCUCAAGCCUGUUGUCAAAUUUAAGUGAAAGUGAUUUCUACACAGUUUCGAGAGCUCAGUUCACUUUCUUCAAUAAGUCCGGACUUUUUCAGGAUUCCCAAAUUGCCUCAGGGGACCAGAUGCUCAUCAGCUACGUUGUAGCGUGCAGUAUUGGAAAUAUUACUAUCAAGAACCUUGCGGAUCCAGUCAAAAUUAUAGUCAAGCACAAAUCACAAGGGACAAAUCAAGAGAAAACCUGCGUUUUCUGGGACACAGAAAGAAACAAUGGUAAAGGUGGCUGGAACACAUAUGGCUGCACUGUGGUUAAACAGGAAUCCACCGUGAAUGAAACAGUCUGUUUGUGCAACCACCUCACACAUUUUGGAAUACUGAUGGAUCUUCAAAGGACAAGUCAACUUAUCGAUCAGCAAAAUACUAGAAUCCUUACCUUUAUAACGUACAUUGGCUGUGGAAUAUCUGCAAUCUGUACAGCUGCCACCCUUCUGACCUACAUUGCAUUUGAAAAAAUUAGGCGUGAUUACCCCUCCAAGAUCCUCAUGAACUUAAGUACUGCAUUGCUCUUUCUGAACCUUUUCUUCCUCUUGGAUGGUUGGAUUGCGUCCUUUGGAAUCAAUGAACUCUGCAUAACGGUGGCUGUCCUACUGCAUUUCUUUUUGCUGGCUACAUUCACAUGGAUGGGGCUGGAGGCUGUGCACAUGUAUAUUGCUCUGGUUAAGGUUUUCAACACAUACAUCCGGAGAUAUAUGUUAAAAUUCUGCAUUAUUGGCUGGGGCUUACCAGCUAUAAUUGUUUCUGUGGUCCUUGCAAGUACGCACAGCAAUAUUGCUUAUGGAAGUAGCAGUUAUGGCCAAGACAGUCGUGGAAACGGAGGUGAUGAAUUCUGCUGGAUUAAAAGUGAUACGGUAUUCUAUGUGACCUGUGCUGCCUAUUUUGCCAUUGUGUUCCUGAUGAACGUAGCCAUGUUCAUUGUGGUGAUGGUACAGAUCUGUGGAAGAAAUGGAAAAAGAACUAACCGAAGCAUUCGAGAGGAGGUUCUGCGAAACCUGCGUAGUGUUGUCAGCCUCACCUUCCUCCUAGGAAUGACCUGGGGUUUUGCUUUUUUCGCUUGGGGUCCAGUUAAUCUUGCUUUCAUGUAUUUGUUUACAAUUUUCAACUCGCUACAAGGUUUAUUUAUAUUUGUAUUCCACUGUGCUUUGAAGGAAAAUGUACAGAAACAGUGGAGACGGCAUCUGUGCUGUGGAAAACUUCGUCUGACAGACAAUUCUGACUGGAGUAAAACAGCAACUAACAAUACAAAGAAGGUCAGCUCCGAUAAUUUGGGGAAGUCCCUUUCCUCGAGCUCUAUAGGCUCAAAUUCCACAUACUUGACAUCAAAAUCUAAGUCCAGCACUAAACCAUUCUUUAAAAGAAACAGUGGCGCCGGUUACAUUUUUGGCGACAGACCCUCAGUUAAAUUUACAGCAGUGGAUGGCGAGCAGACAUCAAUUCUUCCUGUUCAUCACGUUAUUGACAAAGUCAAAGGGUACUAUAAUUCCCAUUCUGACAACUUCUACAAGAACAUCAUCAUGUCAGAAUCAUACAGCAAAAGCACCAAGUUCUAAAGCACAACCUCCCACAGAAAUCGGACGCACCCGUUUAUGGCCUUCAGAGCUUUAUUGGGGAUCUGUCCUCAAGGGACUGAUGAUUAAAAAGAAUUGGUCCCAAAGAGGCUGGUGUCUGAAAGUAAAUAUACAUUUCAAAUAUGUCAAUGUAUGUGCAUUAACCAAAUCAUAGCUAUCAUCCAAUGAUAAUAGAAAAUAAAUUGUAAGGGUGUUAUGGAUUCUACAAGAACGGAGAUGUCCGGGAAUUCUUCUCAUCUGGACUGACUUUAGCAUACAGACUUAUAUGAUUGCUCACCGACAAUCACCAACACAAAAGGGACAUUGUAUUAUGUGUACUGCUUUAAAUGUGCCUAGUGAUCCAAGUUAUAGUGGCAUUUCUAUGUUUUUGGUAUUCACGUUGAAAGAUUUCUUCAUGACCAUGACCAAGUUCUUACGUCAUGCUAUCAUAGCGUUCAAGGACAUAGUGUUUUAGGACAUGGAUAAUCCAGUAAUGUUACCAUCAUCUAUAACACUGAAUGCAUUCUAGUUGGGAAAAGGCAGCCGACUGGCAAUAAUUUGUGUUAAAACAUGAUCAUGAGUCACUUAAUACAUAAAGAUGCUUAACUGCAUAGUUGCAUUAACCUUGAGGCAUGAAAACCAUGUAGAAAAUGAAAACUCUCAUAAAUGUGAAGCGUUGAUCAUCCAAUAGUCUACAAACCAAGUUUGACAGUAGCUCAACAUAUUGAAUGCUGAACAGGAUUAUACUGUGGUGAACUUCAAUGAGGACAAUGGAGUGAAUUAGGUUCAACUCCAUAAAAUAGUUGCUCACAGCCCUCUCUACAAAGUUUUUAGGCAGUUUCGAAGAGUUGAAACCUGUUACUGUCAAAACUGCAGCCAACGGGAACUAGUCUAGAACCUUCCAUUUCACAAUGCAGCAAUAGAUUUCCAGAACUUAGCUUUUUUAAUGCUGUACAUUUCAGAAUGGCUUUUCCUAUCAGGUAAGAUUCAGUUGGCUGUAAAUUGAAUGCAACAAUUCUAGAAGGCAAAUGCAGGAAGAUCCUUACAGAGAACUGUAGCUUAUUUGUGUCAUUGCAAUAUGAAUGUUGUUGAUGACUUUAGCCUUUCUUUGAUGAAGAAGUCAACUCAUUGUGCUGAUUACUGGUUUGCCGGCUGCAAAGUACUGCAAGUUAACAGUAGCGCAUGAGGAAAAAGCAAAUGGUCUAAUUCUUCAAAUACAUUUAUGACAAAAGGGAUGGUGUGACCUGCUAUUCAUAUAAAAUGAGUCCUCUCCAUUUCAUUCAAGGGCUGUCUAAUUAAUGUCAAUUGUGUUUGUGAAUUACACCACCUUACCUUUUACAGUCUGAAUAUUGUUAUUUUAAGUUAACUCAUCUUUAAGUUAAGUCGUAUUUAUUUGUCAGUGAUACUUUCCCUGCAAACGCUCAGUUAUUGUGUGCUGAACGAAAACCUCACAAUGUAGAUGCUGUCAUAGUCGGUUAUCUUCUCAAUUCUUUACUACAGCUGUCAUAUGUAGAACAGAUUACAAAUAUAGUUUUAAAGAGAUAAAGCUGAUUAGAAACCAUAUGUCUGAUAUAUCUGAUACAUUUAUGAAUAACUUGCUUCCUUCACUGAUUUUCAAUAUUAGCACCCAGCAUCCAACCAGUAGCUUGAGCUUGCAACCUUGAUUCCCAUCAUUUUUACUACUACCUGUGCAGUAACCAAGACUGCUAAUGGCAUUUAGAUUCAUAAUCACCUACAGAAAUGGCAUCGUUAUGGGGUCAUUACUUGUGUUGCUAACUCGUCACUGCAACCUUUAUAGGAUAGCUAAAUUGGACUCAAUUUACAUACAUUUUUUACAUAAACUUGUAAACAACUCAUAUUAAACAACAUUUACAUACAAUCCAGAUCAUUUUAACUGAAUCUACUACAGGUAUGGGAUCUGUUAUCCAGAAAGCUCUGAAUUAUGGAAUAUCCCAAUUUUUUUCUCUGUAAUAAUAAAACAAUAUCUUGUA